Molecule: messenger RNA, 1516 nt
Organism: Homalodisca vitripennis (glassy-winged sharpshooter)
Lineage: Eukaryota; Metazoa; Arthropoda; Insecta; Hemiptera; Cicadellidae
Gene: Slimp
Product: serine--tRNA synthetase-like protein Slimp
Exons: 1
Coding region: 1-1374 (457 amino acids)
Biological process (GO): seryl-tRNA aminoacylation
Cellular component (GO): mitochondrion
Molecular function (GO): serine-tRNA ligase activity; ATP binding; tRNA binding
Source: RefSeq, a predicted model, not a curated record
AUGGCCUGCCACUUACUAAGAAAGCCUUUCUUUCCUAAGCAAACAGCCUUUGGCAAUCAGUUUUUCUCCUCUGUAAAAAGUUUUCCAAAAUCAUCACUUUUAAUAUCUGGUGAAAGAGCAUCGGAUACAUUUGUUGUGGUUACUCCACAUCUGGACUUUGAUGAAAGAUUUGCUGAUUUACCACUGUUAGAAGAUAACAUCAAGCGGAGGAGACUGGAUCUAUGUGUUCCUGAAAUGAAAGAUUCAUGGUACUUCUAUAAAGACUGGAAUGAAAAAAGGUUACAGCUACAAGAAAAUCUAUCUGGAAUAGGAGCAAGGAUUAGUGAAGUAAUAAAAUAUGAAGACAGUAAAGAUAAGAAGAUAGAGAUGGAAAAUUUACAAAGGCACAAGGAUUUGCUACGAGAAGAUUUGCAAAAUGUUAAGAAGAAUGUAUGGAGCUUGGAAGACACUGUAAUAAGUGACCUACUAAAAUUGCCAAAUAUUUUACAUUCUUCAACUCCGGAUAAUGAAGAGCAAUUGUUCAUUUUUGACUCUGAAAAUAUUGAAGAGAAAAAUAAUCACUUAGAAGUAGGUGUAAAGUUAAACAUGCUUGAAUUCCGUAACAAACUUACCUACUUUCUCAAAAAUAGAGCUACUCUUUUUGAACUUGCUGUGCCAGAACUGUUUUUUAAUCAUCUUGUAAUGAAAGGGUUUAUAAGGUUUUCCAAUCCUGACUUCGCUAGGAGUGUACUAGCCGAGGGUGUAGGUAUUGUUCCAAAUAAUGACUACUCCCAUUUGUACCUACUUGCAAAUACUGAAGGUAACAAUGAUCAUUUGUACCUAUGUGGAGGGGCUUCACUUUUUCCAUUCUGCGGUUACCAUGCCAAGCAUUCUGUCCCAAAGCAGUCACUACCUUUAAAGUAUAUAUCCUCUGGUCGCCAGUACAGUCCGGAUAUUGGUUCGUUACCUGGCCUGUAUUCUGUGAACCAGUCCACUUCUAUCCAGCUGUUUCUGGCAACGCACAGUGAGGAUGAUAUUUACCGCAAUUUCAUGUGUUGUGUAGAGAACUUGCAAGAUGUGUUUAGUAUUCUUGGACUAAAUUUUAGAAUAGUAAAUCAACCUCCUUAUUUACUUAAAAGUUGGGAAAGUUCACGUGUCAGCAUACAAGUGUUUUCCCCUUUUCACAAUGUAUAUGUAGAAGUAGGAAGUGUUAGUUUGAUUGGUGAUUUUAUUAGCAAAAGACUCAGAAUGUGUUACAGUGACAAAAAAGUGGAACCUUUCCUCUCAGUUGUGUCUGGAAGUAUUAACAUACAAACUUUGCUUGCUCUAUGUUUGGAACGUUCUCAUAACGAUUUGUUUGUUCCAAGUGCUUUAUCAACAUAUAUGAUGAAGUAAUUAUAUUUCCUUACAAAACCAGGUUAUGGAGAUAGUUAUAGGUUAGAUUUAUUAUUUACCAUAGUUUUAUCUAAGAAGACCUUUUGUUUGUCUAUAAAGUUUGUUGAAUAUGAAACAAUACAAGUAAUUACAUAAACCCAUA